UCAGUGGAAUAGUACCUCGAAAAUGUCUGGAUCACUUUAUCUAAUCAAUUCCAUCAGGAAAAACGUAAACAGACUACUAAAUCGGUCGUUAAUUCAAGUUGCUUUAUAUGAGACCUAUGUAACUUUGUAAGCUUCGCAUUACGCAGUCUUAAGGAACCGUAGUGCUUCCGUUCUGUAGGGAACCGUAGUUCAGCUUUACCUUAAAGUCAGUAGGUACCGCAGUGCAAUCCAGAGAUUGGUUUGUGCACUCGCGUCUAUUUCAAUUAACUGCUAAGCUUUUAUGAUGCUGUGGAUAAUAUUAUCAAUCACGCUAGCAGUUCUAGCAUGGUUUCGAUUUUUGAAACCCAUGAAUCAUUUCACCAAAUUGGGAGUAAAGCAGUCGAAACCGUGGCCCAUUGUUGGAGACCAAUGGACACACAUGUUUCAAAAAAUGAGCCUCUUAGAAAGUAUUGAAUUCUACUACAAUAUGUUUCCAGGUACUCGCUAUUCUGGCAUUUAUCAGUUCCACAUACCCACUCUAAUUAUUAAGGAUCCCGAGUUACUUAAACAGUUAACUGUCAGAGAUUUCGACCACUUUACUGAUCAUCGAACAUUAGUAGAUGCUGAUGUGGAUCCGUUAUGGGCUGGAAACUUAUUCGCUUUGACAGGUCGGAAAUGGAAAGAUAUGAGAGCUACUUUGAGCGGUUCAUUUACGAGCAGCAAAAUAAAGAAAAUGUUCCAUUUCAUAAAUGGGACUGCUGAAAAUUUUGUUGCGUUUUUUUUAAACAAAAAUGAAAAACUUAUUGAAGUAGAAAUGAGGGAUACGUUUUCGAGAUUUGCAAACGAUAUAAUUGCCACAACAGCUUUUGGAAUCGAAGUAGAUUCGCUCAAAAGUCCAAGCAACCCUUUCCAUUUAAUGGGAAAGCGAAUCACAGAUUAUGCUCCUCUGCUUAAACGUUUGCGAUUUUUCGCAAUUCUGAUAAUGCCGAAACUGACCAAGUUUUUCAAUAUUGGUCUAUUCGACAAAGAACUAUCAUCCUUUUUCUAUAAAAGUAUUAAAGAAACUAUUCAAGUUCGAGAAGAAAAAGGAAUCGUUAGACGGGACAUGUUGAAUACAUUAUUAGAAGCAAGAAAAGGAAUUCAACAUGAAUAUUCUGAUGCUAUAGAAACAGGUUUUGCUACUGUCAAAGAAUCUGCACAUUCCGGUCAAGGGAUAGAUUUUGCUAAUUUAACAGAUGCUGAUUUAGCUGCUCAAGCAAUGGUUUUCUAUUUAGCUGGAUUUGAUACUAUUUCAAAUGCUAUGUGUUUUGGUUCAUAUGAACUGGCAGUUAACAAAGAAAUACAGAAUAAAUUAAGAAGUGAAAUUGUUGAAACCCACAGGUUAAAUGGUGGCAAAGUAACAUAUGACUCUUUGCUGAAGAUGAAGUAUAUGGAUAAGGUGAUUUCCGAGAUUUUGCGAAAGUGGCCGCCUGCAGGAGUAGUCGACAGAGUUGCUACUAAACCGUACACUAUUGAACCAGUAAACGCGGAUGAAAAACCAGUUAAUUUAAGAAUUGGGGAUGUAUUUUGGAUUCCAAUAUUUGGAAUUCACAGAGAUCCAAAAAAUUUUGAAAACCCCACAAACUUCGACCCGGAAAGAUUUUCAGAUGCGAAUAAAAGAAAUAUCAAACCUUACACAUAUGUGCCUUUCGGUGCAGGUCCUAGAAACUGUAUUGGAUCAAGAUUUGCGCUUCUAGAAAUGAAGUCUUUAUUUUAUAACUUGCUGUUAAACUUUGAAAUAGAACCAACUAAAACAACCACAGUUCCUAUUAAAUUAUCUGCCAAAUCAUUUAAUCCUGCACCAGAAGGUGGUAUCUGGUUGGGACUAAAACGGCUUACAAGCACUCCAUUUACGAUGUUGUGGUUAAUAUUAUUAAUCACGUUAGCAGUGCUAAUGUGGUUUCUAUUUUUAAAACCCAUGAACCACUUUACCAGAAUGGGAGUAAAGCAAUCGACACCCUGGCCCAUUGUCGGAGACCUAUGGACAAAUAUAUUUUGGCAAAUGAGCCUCUUAGAAAGUAUUGAAUUCUCCUACAAUAUGUUUCCAGGUGUCCGCUAUUCUGGCUUUUAUCAGUUUAGUAUACCUACUCUAAUUAUUAAAGAUCCCGAGUUACUUAAACAGUUAACUAUCAGAGAUUUCGACCACUUUACUGAUCAUCGAACAUUAAUAGAUGCUGACGUGGAUCCAUUAUGGGCUGGACACUUGUUUGCCUUGACAGGUCGGAAAUGGAAAGAUAUGAGAGCUACUCUGAGCGGUUCAUUUUCGAGCAGCAAAAUAAAGAAUUUGUUCAAUCUCAUGAAUGGUGCUGCUGAAAAUUUUGUUACAUUUUUUUUAAACAAAAAUGAAAAACUGAUUGAAGUGGAAAUGAGGGAUACGUUUUCGAGAUUUGCAAACGAUAUAAUUGCCACAACAGCUUUUGGGAUCGAAGUAGAUUCGCUCAAAAGUCCAAACAACCCUUUCCAUUUAUUGGGAAAGCGCAUCACAGAUUAUUCUUCUCUAGUCAAACGUUUGCGAUUUUUCGCAAUUCUGAUAAUGCCGAAGCUGACCAAGUUGUUGAACAUUGGUCUUUUUGAGAAGGAACUAUCUUCGUUUUUCUAUAAAACUGUUAAAGAGACCAUUCAAGCUCGAGAAGAACAAGGAAUCGUUAGACAGGACAUGUUAAAUGUAUUAUUAGAAGCAAGAAAAGGAAUUCAACAUGAAUAUUCUGAUGCUAUAGAAACAGGUUUUGCUACUGUCAAAGAAUAUACACAUUCUGGUAAAGGGCCACAGUUCGCUAAUUUAACAGACGCUGAUUUAGCUGCUCAAGCAAUGGUUUUCUAUUUGGCUGGAUUUGAUACUAUUUCAAAUGCUAUGAGUUUUGGUUCAUAUGAACUGGCAAUUAACAAGGAAAUACAGAAUAAACUAAGAAGUGAAAUUGUUGAAACCCACAAGUUAAAUGAUGGCAAAAUAACAUAUGACUCGUUGCUGAAAAUGCAGUAUAUGGACAAGGUGAUAUCCGAGAUUUUACGAAAGUGGCCGCCUGCAGGAAUAAGCGACAGAGUUGCUACUAAACCGUACACUAUUGAACCAGUAAACGCCGAUGAAAAACCACUUAAUUUAAAAAUUGGGGAUGUAGUUUGGAUCCCAAUAUUUGGAUUUCAUAGAGAUCCAAAAAAUUUUGAAAACCCCACAAAAUUCGACCCGGAACGAUUUUCAGAUGAAAAUAAAAGCAAUAUCAAACCGUACACAUAUGUGCCUUUUGGUGCUGGUCCUAGAAACUGUAUUGGAUCAAGAUUUGCGCUUUUAGAAAUGAAAGCUUUAUUUUAUCACUUGCUGUUAAAUUUUGAAAUAGAACCAACUAAAUCUACUAGAGUUCCUUUGAAAUUAUCUGCCAAAUCAAUCACUCCUUCACCAGAAGGUGGUAUUUGGUUGGGACUGAAACGAACUACAAGAAACAUGCUUUGGUUAUUAUUUAUAUCGGUAGCGGUACUUUUAAUAUCCUACCAUUAUGUGAAAUAUAUGCAUAUAUUCAACAGAAAGGGCGUAAAGCAAACAAUACCAUGGCCACUUUUUGGAGAUCAAUGGCGCACAUUUUUUCGUCAAUUAAGUCGUUUAGAACUCAUCGAGUACAUUUAUAAUAUGUACCCAAACGAAAGAUAUUCCGGAUUUUAUCAGUUUUCAGUUCCUACUUUAAUGCUAAAAGAUCCAGAACUGAUAAAGCAAAUAACAGUAAAAGAUUUUGACCAUUUUACAGACCACAGAGCCGCUAUAGACCCAGAACUGGAACCUCUCUUUGCUCGCAAUCUGUUUACAUUGAAAGGGCCGAAAUGGAGGCAAAUGAGAUCAACUCUAAGUGGUUCAUUUACAAGUAGUAAAAUGAAAAAUAUGUUUUCUUUAAUGAACGAAGCAGCUGAACACUUCACAAAAUUCUUCUUAAAUCAAAAUAAAGAGACUAUUGAAAUUGAAAUGAAGGACACCUAUAGCAGGUUUACAAACGAUGUGAUAGCCACCACAGCAUUUGGGAUUAAAGUUGACUCGCUUGAGGAAACAGACAAUGUAUUUUAUUCUAUGGGAAAAGAUCUCACCAACUUCAAUAGUUUUACUGGAAAACUACGAAUUCUUGGUAUAAUGUUGGCGCCCAAAUUAUUCAAGGCAUUAAAAAUUGGCCUUUUUCCUACGAAAUUCAAAGAUUUUUUUACCAAUGUGAUAUACGAAACUAUUGAGACCAGGGAAAAGCAAGGUAUUGUAAGGCAAGAUAUGAUAAAUUUAUUAAUGGAAGCAAGAAAAGGCAUCGAAGAAAAGGAACUAGAAGUGCUUGACACAGGAUUUGCUACAGUUAAAGAAACUCCAGUUGAAUUAGCUAAGAAUAAACAAAUUCAAGAAUUGACAAAUCUGGAUAUUGCUGCUCAAGCCAUGAUUUUCUUUUUCGCUGGUUUCGAUGCCAUUUCCACUGUAAUGUGUUUUGGCACCUACGAGCUAGCCGUAAAUCAAGAUGUGCAAGAUAAACUCCGGAAGGAAAUUCUUGCAACUCACAAGGCCAAUAAUGGAAAACUCACAUACGAGAGUUUACUUAAAAUGAAGUAUAUGGAUAUGGUGGUGUCAGAAAUGCUGCGUAAAUGGCCAGCAGGACCCGGAAUAGACAGAGUUACUACCAAACCGUACACUAUUGAACCAGUAAGACCCGGCGAAGAACCUGUGCAUCUCACACCUGGAGAUGUGCUAUUUCUUCCAACCAUCGGCCUUCACCGGGAUCCAGCGUUUUACCCCAACCCUAUGAAAUUCGACCCAGAACGGUUCUCAGAUGAAAACAAAGGGAACAUCAUUCCUUAUACAUAUACGCCAUUUGGUGCUGGCCCACGGAACUGCAUAGGUUCACGGUUUGCUCUUUUAGAAAUUAAGGCUUUGUUUUAUCAUGUACUGUUAAAUUUCAAGAUAGAACCAACAGAAAAAACUCUAAUUCCCUUAGUAUUAUGUACCAAAUCGUUCAAUUCUCGAGCCAAAGGUGGGUUUUGGUACGCAUUCAAAAGAAUUAAUAAUGGGUUAGUCAGCGGUUAA
This is a messenger RNA of Dendroctonus ponderosae (mountain pine beetle), 5053 nucleotides long. RefSeq lists its product as uncharacterized. The transcript has 22 exons. Gene Ontology annotation, molecular function: heme binding; oxidoreductase activity, acting on paired donors, with incorporation or reduction of molecular oxygen; monooxygenase activity. The record is from RefSeq and is a predicted model, not a curated record. The coding region runs from base 281 to 5053 and encodes 1590 amino acids. NCBI's taxonomy places the organism in Eukaryota, Metazoa, Arthropoda, Insecta, Coleoptera, Curculionidae.